UAAUUUAUAAUAUUCCUUAUAAUUUUCCGCCAGGUUAUCACCCAUAACAAUCGUGAUUUCGACGCGUUUCCGUGUGGCGUGAAAAUUAUUGUGAUAGCAAUAAAUAUUUUAGUAAACCGCUCGGACAUUAUAAUAUUGUUUAGACGUAUUCGAUUGCCUUUUAUUGCAUUUUCGUUCCGCACGCCGUUCGUUUUUGGAGUCGGGUCUUCGAAUUCUCCACCGCCCGACCACGACUGUUCAACGCGCGUUGUCGCCUUGUCGUUCGCAACGCGCCGCCGAGUCUUUCGUUUGUGUUACCGUGGACGAUUUGCGCAGUUGAUUCACGACGGUUGUUCCGUUUUCGGUCUCGUACUGUAAUAUAGGUAAUCGUCAUUGUAGUACCUACGCUUUAGUUUAUACUUUUUUGUCGCCGCCGGUGGUCCCCGCCAAGUAAUAGUUUAUUAUACCAGCAUGCCGCCAUCAACAGUGACAAUCUUCUCUUGCUCAAUUUGUUUUGAACCUUUAGGAGAAUCUACGUCUUGCUUUGUAAAAUGUGGACACGUAUUCCACCUUGAUUGUAUUGAGGAAUGGUUUUAUAGAUCAGAGACACAGGAACACUCAUGUCCAAAUUGUAGAAUCAUUGUAGAACCAAUAAUCACACUUAAUCCAUUGAUCAAUGAAAGCUAUAAACUUAUAACCACAGAAGAACUGGAUUCGUUACGUAGGAAAUUAAAUGAUGCUUGUGAAAAAAAUUUAAACGACAAGUUCAAAGAGACAGUGCUCACAUCAAAACUGUAUACCUCGAAGAAUCACUUAAAAAAAAGCCGUAUUGCUGUUGAUAAUGUAGUUAAUGCCUUAUUUUCACAUGACCUUAAAAGAAAGAAGGAACUUGCAGAUUACAAAUUUAACGAAGAGCGAAGUAAGAGAAUAUUAUUGCAAAAAGAGGUAUACAAUUACCAGGCAAGGAUUACGUCUGAGUUCAACGAAUUAAAAUCUGAAAUAGAAAACUUAAAAUUGAAAAAGUUGGAUAUUCAAAGUAAAAAUCAUGAUUUUAAACAGCCAAGUACAUCAUCAAAGAAAGCUAGAAGGGAAAAUGCACUUCCAUGUCAAAUACAGUCUCCUAAGUUACAGCCAUCCACUGAUGGUUUUCUUUCAAAUUGUCAUUUUUGGGUCGUCAAUGAAUAUAAAAAAAUAUCUGGAGCGACCAAUCACCAAUAUUUUAAUGAAAACCGUAUUAUGGAGCAUGGUGGAACCGUUGCAUAUCAUUAUACAAAUAUGGUUACACAUGUGAUUGGUAUCUCCAGCAAAAAUGCAGACGUUAUUUUAGGUUUAAAUCAACAUAAAAAAUGUGUCACUGAUUACUGGCUCAGUGACAUUAUUGGAGAAAAGAAAAUGAAAAAACCUUGGAUGGUUCAUCAUUUUCCAAUACCUUACAGUGUAGAUGAAUUACCAUAUGAACACAAACAAAUAGCGAUUGCUAAUUUUCAAAUAGAUGAAUAUCAUAAAAUUAAAGCUAUGGUUGAAAUUACUGGGGCUACAGUAAUCAAUAAAAUUUCGAGCAGUACUUUCAUUGUAAUUAGUCUAAAAUUAGAAGGUGAAAUGAUAAAAAAAGCUUUAUCAUUAAAAAUACCUGUGGUUAACGUGCAAUGGAUAACUGAUAUACUUCUUGGUGAAGAAAUUGGUUUAAAACACUUUAAGCGUAAAAAAUACCAAAAAUUUGAUUUGCGCAAUCCAUACAGAAUGAAUUACAAAAAAGUAUCAACUUUAAUGGAGGCUUGGGACAAGCGUCCGAAAGUUCCUACUUUUAAAAUACCAAAUAAAAAAAUUGUUGAGCCUACUAUGACAAAUAAAAGAAUAAAAACCUGUGUUAUUCAAGAACUUUUACAAUCUGGUGUUAAUAAUGGUGAUGGCAAUAGCAGCUUUAGAACCACUUCUAUUUUAUCUAUACCUAUGGCAACUGAAUCACGUAUAAUAUCUCCGAACGGUGAAAUAGACGAGCAAGAAAUCAAAAAGGGAGAACAAAUAAAGAUAAAUAACAAUCAUUGAAAAAGAACAGCAAUCGAUUUUGUGAAUUUACGACAGCCUACUUGAAGUCAAAUCAAGACUGCAUACUCAUUCAACAUAUUAUGUAAUAAAGCUUUAGUUGUAACAAAUUAAUUAAUUAUUAUUGCAUAUUUUAUAAGUAACAAUAUGAUUAGUAUUAACACGUUGACUGCGUCGCUAAUUGGCGUCAUAAGUAUCAUUAGCAACGCGUUUGACGCUAUAUGACGUCUAAUAUACAUUUAAAAUAGAUAGUUUAAACUUCCCUACACGUGGCUGAAUGUUAUUAUAUUAUUAUUUAGCAUGGAUUAAACGCAUAUUUUUAAAUAUGUAUAUGUACAGUCUCUUCAUUCUUUUUAAAAAUGUAUUUUGUUUUUACUUUUAUCAUACGCACUGGGUGAAAACUGCAAAAAUACAUAUGCAGUCUACGUGUUAAAAGAAAUAAAAUAAGGUACCUAAUUUCAAUUGUCCUCCAAAUAUUAAAAACAUGUAUACAUUUUUUUUUAUUUCAAAAUGUAUUUUAUUUUAUGUAUGGAAUUAUGACAAAUUAUUUGAUUUGUAUUUAUAAUAUAUGCACUAUUACACUCAUAAUGUCAUAAAUAACACUCUUAAUUUAACAUAUAAUUACAGUCACAAUUUUUACUAUAA
Acyrthosiphon pisum (pea aphid) is the source of this 2667-nucleotide messenger RNA. RefSeq names its product PAX-interacting protein 1-like. Gene Ontology annotation, cellular component: MLL3/4 complex. The coding region runs from base 451 to 2025 and encodes 524 amino acids. The transcript is spliced from 13 exons. NCBI's taxonomy places the organism in Eukaryota, Metazoa, Arthropoda, Insecta, Hemiptera, Aphididae. The record is from RefSeq and is a predicted model, not a curated record.